AUGGACGCUGACAGCUCGCACGUGUGGAGCAGAGCAGCUGCCGUCGCUCUUGAUGCCCAAGACCCCCUUUCCAAUAUCAGGGACCAGUUCCUCAUCCCUUCCCAGGCCCAAUUGAAGGCGGGAAGUUUGUCAGAAGCAGAGUCCCGUGACUCAUCGUCACCUGAUGCAUCUUUGUCUUCAUCCUCAUCUUCAUCGGCCUCGGCCUCGGCCGUCUACCUCUGUGGCAACUCUCUGGGCCCCCAGCCACGCGUGGUCGCCACGCGCCUCCAGCAGCAUCUCAGUACGUGGUCCAGCCAGGGCGUGUUUGGGCAUUUCAAGCCCCUUUCCGAGUCCCCCUUGCCAACAUGGGUCGAUGCCGAUGUGAAGGCGGCCGAGAGCAUCGCGCCCAUCGUCGGUGCUCAAGCGCCAGAGGUAGCGAUUAUGCAGACGCUGACCGCCAAUCUACACUUCCUCAUGAGCGCCUUCUACAAGCCCGAUGUCAAUGGCCGCCAUAAGAUCAUCCUGGAGACCAAGGCAUUCCCUUCAGACCACUUCGUGGCGGAGGCCCAAAUUCGGCAUCACAAUCUGGACCCGAGCACAUCCAUGGUCACGAUAUCUCCUCCUUCUCCGUCAGAACCAAUCCUGACUACGGAGCAUAUACUCUCGGUCAUCGAUGAGCAUGCUAGUACCACUGCGCUACUUCUCCUUCCGGGAAUCCAAUUUUACACUGGCCAGCUUCUCAAUAUACCGCUCAUAACUAAACAUGCACGCUCCAAUGGAAUCUUUGUCCUCUGGGACCUCGCUCACGCCGUUGGCAAUGUUCCCCUCCAGCUCCAUGACUGGAAUGUCGAUGCCGCCGCCUGGUGCAGCUAUAAAUACCUCAAUGGUGGCCCGGGAACCAUUGGUGGUCUGUUUGUCCACGAGCGCCACACGCAAGGCGCUUCUGCUCCCAAUAGAUUGGCAGGAUGGUGGGGCAGCUCUAAGAGCACGCGCUUCACCAUGGACAAUGAGUUCGUCCCCAUUCCUGGCGCCCGAGGCUUCCAGCUUUCCAACCCUUCCAUCUUGGAUAUUACAGCUUUGAAUGCCUCGCUAGAAGUCUUUGCUUUGGCGGGUGGCAUGGGUCCCAUAAGGGCGAAAUCGCUCAGGUUAACAUCGUACUUGGAGCAGCUGCUUGUGGCCUCCCCUGCUUUUACGCAGGGGCGUUUCCAGAUCAUUACACCGAGAGAUCCAGAGCAGCGCGGUGCGCAGCUCAGUUUGAAGCUGAAAGGGGGCCUGCUAGAUGUCGUGAUGGCGGAGCUGGUUGCCAGGGGCGUGGUCGUCGAUGAGCGUCAGCCGGACGUGAUCCGAGUGGCGCCUGCACCCCUGUUUAAUAGCUUUGAGGAUUGCUGGAAAUUCGCAGAUGCUUUUGCGAACGCACUAAACGCUGCUGAGAAAUAA
Molecule: messenger RNA, 1416 nt
Organism: Venustampulla echinocandica
Lineage: Eukaryota; Fungi; Ascomycota; Leotiomycetes; Helotiales; Pleuroascaceae
Product: Kynureninase
Exons: 3
Coding region: 1-1416 (471 amino acids)
Biological process (GO): NAD+ biosynthetic process
Cellular component (GO): cytoplasm
Molecular function (GO): kynureninase activity; pyridoxal phosphate binding
Source: RefSeq, a predicted model, not a curated record